Molecule: messenger RNA, 1490 nt
Organism: Durusdinium trenchii
Lineage: Eukaryota; Dinophyceae; Suessiales; Symbiodiniaceae
Source: the annotation of a GenBank genome assembly
AGGACUUGGCCCUCAGCACCUUGAAAUUUGUUCGAAAUCGUCUUGCAGAGGUCCAAGGCACGAUGUUGUCUUUAGAUCGAUUGAUGCUCCCGGUCUUGGCCAAAGGCAAAAUGAAAAACUCCGAAAACUACAUUUGGAACAACGUUGCGUUCACAAAUUGGUCGCGGAAUUAUGAGUAUGCAAAGACUCACUGCGCGCCUGGGAUCCUCUCACACGCCCACGAGGCUCGAGCAACCAUCGUGGAAUUGGAAUCAGAGAUUCAGGACCUCGAUGUUGCCCAAGUCGAGAAGAAGAUCGGAGAUGUCGGGAAAUCACUCAUCUCCUUGUGCAAGAGCUCCUGCAAACUCUUCAACGAGCACGAUGCCCUCCCUGAUGACCCAGUGAUUCCGGAUGUCCAACUGUUGCCUGAUAUUCCAGAAAGCUUGAAAUCGGUGGAGAAACAACUGGAGUCGGAAAGGAAAUGCAUUGAAUCAGGAAGCUCUUUGAGCAGUGUGGGGUACCUUUCGAGAUCUGGUUGGAUCUCAACAAUCCUUCCGUCGAAAAUGGAAUUUGCCAAGUUCAUCAUGAAAGUCACACUGGAAAGGCCAGAUGACUUUGAUCAGCCAGAUAUCCAGCAUGUGGAGUUCUGGAAGCGAAUGGGUUUCGAAGAUAUUGCUGAAGUGGUGCAAUUGCGAAGUGGUGGAGAGCCUGUGCUGGGCGUGAGUUGUACUGGUUUGGAGGCGCUUUGUGGUCAACGACAUGCCGACUUGCUUCGGCAACUGCCCUUGGAUCCCAAGGUAGGGCCAAUGACGGAAAUGGUAUUGGAUGACAAGGGCCGAUGACGGAGGUCACGGGUAAGUAGGGGUGUCCAAGACCUAGCGCUUCGAAUGGUUCAAAGCCUCUUGUUCCUUGAAUGUGUAGCCUUGUGCUGUAAGUUUAAGCCGUCCAAUGACUCUGAGGAGACCAUGGAAGGCACACAACAGAAGAAUUUCUUGCAUUGUUUCCUUCUUGUGCUACUUUUGCUUCUUGCUUCUCAAGUGAUGUUCGUGUUGUUUUGGACCAUAUAGUAUCCUCCAAGGACAGUCGCGUUUGAACCUGCCACGACAGACACAGGCAACACAUGGCAACCCUGGAGAGACACGUUAAGGUAACUGUGGUGAAGAAACUACAGACGACUCGAGGCCAUCGCUUCUAGGUUGGAGGCCAUCGCUAUUAGGUUGGAGGCCAUUGCUUGGAGGCAAUCUUUUAUUCCUUUUUUUGCCGUUUUUUUUGUUGCCAUCACAUGUGAUAUUGUUUCACGCGCCGUGUUGCACGUGGUUGCUGUUUCUCGGAUCACUACUAACUAGGGCAUCGCUAGCAGUAACAAGUGCAUCGCUACUAGUAACAAGAAGCCACUAGGAGCAAAGGGCAUCGCUACUAGGAGCAAGGACGCUACUAGGGGCUCCUAGCAUCGCUACUAGGAGCAAAGGACGCUACUAGGGGCUCCUGGCAUCGCUACUAGGAGCAAAGGA